Suillus subaureus is the source of this 1196-nucleotide messenger RNA. RefSeq names its product aryl-alcohol dehydrogenase. The annotation marks the transcript as partial. The record is from RefSeq and is a predicted model, not a curated record. NCBI's taxonomy places the organism in Eukaryota, Fungi, Basidiomycota, Agaricomycetes, Boletales, Suillaceae. The transcript is spliced from 13 exons.
GGCAACUCUGGGCUCAAAGUUUCCAAGAUCAUUCUGGGAACAAUGCAGUAUGGUACCAGCGAGUGGCAAGAUUGGGUUCUUGGAGAGGAAGAAGCUCUUGUCCACAUCAAGGCUGCUUAUGACGCGGGCAUCAACACCUUUGACACGGCGGAUAUGUACUCCAAUGGACUUUCUGAGGUCGUACUUGGAAAUGUCAUCAAAAAGCUCGACUUACCGCGGGAUGAGAUUGUAGUCAUGACCAAGGUCUAUAAUGUUGUUGGCCACACUCCGGGUGAAAAGGUCUUCAGGUCGGCUGCACAUCCUGAUCAACUAGGCUAUGUUAAUCAAAGGGGUUUGAGUCGCAAGCACAUUUUCGCAUCCAUCAAGAAGAGUCUAGAGCGCUUGCAACUUGAUUAUGUUGAUGUUCUGCAGUGUCAUCGCUUUGACACAGAGACGCCGAUUGAAGAGACGAUGCAAGCCCUCCAUGACGUCGUGCAGGCUGGCUAUGUCCGGUACAUUGGCAUGUCUUCAUGUUGGGCUUACCAAUUCCAAGCAAUGCAAAAUUAUGCGAUCACAAACCACCUCACACCUUUCAUUUCUAUGCAGAAUCACCACAGUUUGAUCUAUCGCGAAGAGGAACGAGAAAUGUUCCCCACACUCAAGAUGUUUGGCGUUGGAUGCAUCCCUUGGUCACCACUUGCCCGAGGACUACUCACCCGCCCUCUUGGCCAGCAGACAAUUCGUGGAAAGACUGACUUGGCCAUCAACUCAUACGUCCAACAUGAGUCUGACAAAGACAUUAUGAACCGCCUCGAGGAAGUUGCGAAGAAGAAAGGUGCAAGCAUGGCGCAAAUAGCUCUUGCUUGGUCGAUGGCACAAGACGCUGUCACGGCGCCAAUCGUUGGGACAACGUCUCUUAAGAACCUGCAGGAUCUUCUCGGUAAGUGUUGCAAUCAAAGAGCAGACAUCUUGAUAUGAUUCUUCUUUAGGCGCCGUCAAUAUCACUCUUACCGCAGAAGAACUUAAGUACUUAGAGGAGCCUUAUCAACCAAAGUCUGUCGUUGGUCACAAAUAAUUUUCUUCCGACAACGAAGCCGUGACUGGUUCGAAAAGAACAUGUUGUGGUUAGUAGAUCACGUUUGUAACCAGAACUGUACGAGGCUAAUACUGUAUGUAUAUAUACAAUGUUACGUAGUGGCUUCUGCGUUGAUCAAAUG